AUGUAUCGAAUCUGGAAUAUCUACGUCCUCGCCGGCUUCGGCACCAUCGGUGGGGCUUUAUUUGGCUUCGACGUAAGCAGCAUGUCUGCUUGGAUCGGCAGCGACCAAUACCUCGAGUACUUCGGACAUCCGGACUCGAACACCCAGGGAGGUAUCACCGCGUCGAUGAGUGCCGGCAGCUUCAUCGGCUCGCUCGGCGCUGGCUGGCUGUGUGAUCACAUGGGCCGUCGUGGAAUCCUCCAGGUUGCCAGUAUUAUUUGGGUCAUUGGGGCAGCCCUCCAGUGCAGCGCCCAGAACAUUGCUCAUCUCAUCGUCGGGAGAAUCGUCAGUGGCUUAGCCAUCGGCAUCACCUCAUCCCAAGUUUGUGUCUACCUUGCCGAGCUCGCCCCUGCCAAUAUCCGCGGCCGCAUUGUUGGUGUCCAACAGUGGGCCAUUGACUGGGGCAUUCUGAUCAUGUAUCUGAUUUCGUACGGAUGCGCCGUCUCUAUCGACACCACUGCGUCCUUCCGCAUCGCAUGGGGUGUGCAAGGCAUACCCGGCAUCGUUCUCGGAGUCUCUCUGUUCUUCUUUCCAGAAUCCCCUCGCUGGCUCGCCAGUAAAGACCGCUGGGAUGAAUGCAUCGAUGUUCUCGCCGGCCUACACGGCAGUGGUGAUAGGGAGUCUCCUGUCGUGCUAGCCGAGCUUGAUGAGGUCAGGGAGGCCGCAAACCUCGCUGCCGAGUCCAAGGAUCUUGGUUACUUGGGACUCGUCGCCCCCAACAUGUGGUUCCGUACCCUGACUGGAGUUAGUGCCCAAGUCUGGCAACAACUCCUAGGCGGAAACGUGAUGCUUUACUACAUCGUCUAUAUCUUCCAGAUGGCUGGACAGGGCGGGAAUGCGGGACUCACAAGUGCUAUUAUUCAAUACGUUAUCUUCUUGGUGACGACCGGUGCCGUUCUCCCAGUCAUAGACCGCUUUGGCCGGCGAACGCUUCUGAUUGGUGGCGCCAUAAUCGCCUGCGUGUUGCAUUUCAUCGUCGGUGCCUUGAUGGCUUCGUACGGACACAAGGUGGAUUCGAUUGAUGGUAAUGAGAUUUUGACGUGGGAAAUCGAAAGCACUUCCGCGGCCAAGGGAGUCAUCGCCUGUUGCUACAUCUUUGUCGGCGUUUACGGCAUCACCUGGGCGCCCGUCGCAUGGAUUUACGCAUCAGAAGUCUUCCCUUUGAGAUACCGAGCCAAGGGUGUAGGCGUGUCUGCUGCGGGCAACUGGAUCUUCAACCUAGCUCUAGCCUUCUUCGUCCCACCGGCCUUCACCAACAUCCAAUGGCAAACGUACAUGAUCUUCGGAACCUUCUGUGCCGUCAUGACCAUUCACGUCUUCUUCUUCUACCCUGAGACUGCUGGAAAGUCACUCGAAGAGAUCGAUGACGUCUUCGAGAGCAAGACACCUGCUUGGCGGUCGGGCCAGCUUGGUACCUUCCAGGACCGUCUGCAUGAGGUUGAGCGCAAGCAGGAAGGUGCAGAGACGACCCAUGAGGAGGCGGCUUCUGCUCAUACGGCGGCGAAGGCGGAAGCGAAUAUUGCUCAUGAUGAGAAGGUCUGA
Diaporthe citri is the source of this 1581-nucleotide messenger RNA. RefSeq lists its product as uncharacterized. The transcript has 6 exons. Gene Ontology annotation, molecular function: carbohydrate:proton symporter activity. Bases 1 to 1581 code for a protein of 526 amino acids. NCBI's taxonomy places the organism in Eukaryota, Fungi, Ascomycota, Sordariomycetes, Diaporthales, Diaporthaceae. Gene Ontology annotation, biological process: carbohydrate transport; transmembrane transport. The record is from RefSeq and is a predicted model, not a curated record. Gene Ontology annotation, cellular component: membrane.